Alligator mississippiensis (American alligator) is the source of this 1213-nucleotide messenger RNA. Its product is annotated as butyrophilin subfamily 1 member A1-like. The transcript has 9 exons. NCBI's taxonomy places the organism in Eukaryota, Metazoa, Chordata, Crocodylia, Alligatoridae. The record is from RefSeq and is a predicted model, not a curated record. Gene Ontology annotation, cellular component: external side of plasma membrane. Gene Ontology annotation, biological process: regulation of cytokine production; T cell receptor signaling pathway. The coding region runs from base 22 to 1158 and encodes 378 amino acids. Gene Ontology annotation, molecular function: signaling receptor binding.
AGGCCCUUCCCCAGGCCAUCCAUGUCUGCCACCUUGACUUCCAGCAAUGUGAUCUGUUUUAAUGGCUAUGCAGAGCCCUUUUCAACAUGCCUACAGCCACGACAUUUGGUUCCCAGCCACAGCCCAGAGCAGGGCCCUUGUCCCCGGCAUGGGGUCACGCUGGUAACAUCAGGAACCUGCAAUCCAUGGGACGGCCAGCAGUACAGCACAGACCACACCGCCAUGAAAAGGGAGGUUUCCUUGUUCUGCUUCAGCCCCUCAGCGAGCCCCUCUCUGCCCGGCUGCAUCGCUCUCCUCAUCACUCUCCAGGUUCACCGUCUGGUGGCAGCCCAGUUCAGAGUGAUUGGACCGGACCAGCCAGUUGUUGCCUCUGUGGGAGCAGUCGCAGUCCUUCCUUGCCGCCUCUCCCCUGCGACGAGCGCGGAGAGCAUGGAGGUGCGGUGGUUCCGGUCCCGGUUCUCUUCAGUGGUGCACUUGUACCGGGGAGGUCGGGAUCAGCCUGGAGAGCAGAUGCAGGAGUAUCUCGGGAGGACUCAGCUCCUGAAGGACAACAUCACCUCUGGGAGCGUCUCCCUAACAAUACGCAGGGUGCGACUAUCCGACCACGGGCAGUACACCUGCUUCUUCCAGGCCGGUGUCUCCUAUGAAGAAGCUCUGCUGGAGCUGCAGGUGACAGCACUGGGCUCUGACCCCCACGUCUCUGCUGAGGGUCACCAGGACGGAGGGAUCCUGAUGGUGUGUCGAUUGGCUGGGUGGUACCCAGAGCCCGAGGUGCAGUGGAGAGAUCACCGUGGGCAGCCGUUACCACCCGCCUCUGAGAAGGUGUUCACAGACACUGCCGGGCUGUUUCACACGGAGGUUUCUGUUGUGAUCAUGGCAGAGUCGAACCAGAACGUGACCUGUGCUGUCAGGAGCCUGUUCCUGCACCAGGAGAAAACAGCCACCAUCAGUAUUGCAGGUCACUUUUUCCCCCGGCUCUCCCCCUGGAUGGUGGCUCUGGCUGUGAUUGUACCCAUCAUGUUGGUGGUCAUUGUCCUGAGCAUUUUCUACUUCCGCCGUGCAAAAGUGAAGUACAAGGAAAUGGAAGUGACGUACAAGGCAGUGGAAGUGACGUACAAGGCAGUGGAAGCAAGAUACAAGACAGUGGGAGGUAAGUGACUUUUUACUGCCUCUACCGACACCGGCAUAGUUGAAAACACCCUGGAAAUCAAAC